Messenger RNA from Trichophyton verrucosum HKI 0517, 1248 nucleotides. RefSeq lists its product as uncharacterized. The record is from RefSeq and is a predicted model, not a curated record. Lineage: Eukaryota; Fungi; Ascomycota; Eurotiomycetes; Onygenales; Arthrodermataceae. The annotation marks the transcript as partial. The transcript has 4 exons.
UCUGGCUUCUCUUUUGCUUCUUUGUGCUGCCUUGGAGAGAAAAGAAAUGAAGAGAAGAAGCGUUCGAAGCAGCCAGCAGAAGAAGAAGAGACAGAGACAGAGACAGAGACAGAGACGGAGGCUACAGAGGACGGAGUACAGAGUAUCCGUAUAAUGGAAAAGCAACUGCAGCAGCCAUCCAUGCCAGCCCAUCUCUCAGAAUCGGCGUUAUGGCCAGAACUGUUUCUCGCCGGCCCGCUUAUUGAGUCAGUCCAGUCCAUCAAGUCAAGCCAGAGUCAGAGCGAGCCUGCAUGGAGGGAAGAAGAAAAGCUUUCUGUGACGAGCUCUCGCAGCAGCCUACUCUCACGCAGGAAGAUGCAUAUUCGGGUGCAUAUACUCUGCUCUGGACUUUACUUUACCCUCUCUCUCUCCAUCAGAAGAAACAGAUGGCGAGAGUCAGGUUUAGAAAAAAAAAAAAAACAGGAUUAUCGACAGCAUAAGAAGAUAAACGCAAAAAGAGAGGCGAAUGGGCGGACGUGUGCACCGUUUACUUGCCUGAGAUUGUGCCUUGCCUCGCUGCAUCUCUACCUUACCGGCGGGUUCGGCUUGGAGCAGAGAGGCCAACGCCUAGGACAGACAGGGUUGGUUUCAGCGGCGCGGACGGGCGACGGAGGAAGCAGAGGGACGUCAGCCCGUUGCUUCUGCUUCGUCUGCUUCGUCCUCCUCUCCUCCAGCUUAGAUCUUGCGUAUUACUUAUUUGAUAAUUUGAUAUCUGGCCGGGUGGUCGUCAGCUUUGGAACCGCGCUGUGUCUCGACCCGCAGAGGGAGCAAGAGCUCACGCGAGAAGUGGCUAGGAAACAGACAGCUCGACAGCUGCUAGAGGCCGGAGUGGAUAACUAUCGCUGGAGCUCCCUGUCAGAGAGGGCCCUGGCUAACUCUACUCGACCCUUGGUUCUGGUGCCGGGUGAGUUUACCAGUCGCUACUUUAUUUACCUUACAUAUAUUCGAAAAAAGUACUCCUAUAACACGAAGUAUACAGAGUUGAAAAUUUACAAAGCUUCUCCCAGAGAACGGAGCAUACGGAGUAGCAGUCUAUCAUUGGCCCUGCUCCACUGGAUCCCAGGCGCUUCUGCUGCCCCUGGCUGGCUCGUCGGUUUCAAAAGAGAAAUCGAGCUGUUUCGGGAGGGAUACGCCGUCAGAAACAGGCAGCUCGUUAACUCCUUGCAACAGGAGCUGAGAUAUUCGUACUCAACGCAUACACAUCUUUAG